Molecule: messenger RNA, 1059 nt
Organism: Lithohypha guttulata
Lineage: Eukaryota; Fungi; Ascomycota; Eurotiomycetes; Chaetothyriales; Trichomeriaceae
Gene: ERG3
Product: c-5 sterol desaturase
Exons: 3
Coding region: 1-1059 (352 amino acids)
Biological process (GO): sterol biosynthetic process
Cellular component (GO): membrane
Molecular function (GO): C-5 sterol desaturase activity; iron ion binding
Source: RefSeq, a predicted model, not a curated record
AUGGACGUCGUACUCGAGUUAUGUGACACCUUCGCUUUCGACAGAUUUUGGGCAACGGUGCUGCCCGCACAGGCGUCGGUCGCCAAAUAUAAUGCUACCACAACAUUUUCCAGCAUGCGGGAAGGUGCAACAUUGCUGCCACAAAAGUCAUGGGUCUGGGAGCCAGCGACGUCCUAUUUCUCAUUUCCACCCUCGGAAAAUGCGUGGCAGAGUGCUUGGCCAAGAGACAAGCUGGAGCGACAGUUCAUCGAAUUAUUCUUCAUCACAUGGUUCUUCGGUGUCGUCCUCUACUUCGUCUGCGCAACCCUCUCCUACGUCUUCGUGUUCGAUAAGACCACCUUCCACCACCCGAAAUACCUCAAGAAUCAGAUGUCUAUGGAGAUCAAGCAAGCUGUGUCUUCCAUGCCUGGUAUGGCUCUGCUAACAGCUUGCUUCUUCACCCUGGAAGUAAAGGGCUAUGCCAAAUUCUACGACAGGCUUGAUGACGCUCCAUUCCCGCUCUACAAUUACCUGCAGUUCCCGAUAUUCAUCCUCUUUACCGAUUUCUGCAUCUACUGGAUUCACAGGGGCCUCCACCAUCCUAUGGUCUACAAGACUCUACACAAACCCCACCACAAGUGGAUCAUGCCCACUCCAUAUGCCAGCCAUGCUUUCCAUCCUCUAGACGGCUUCGCGCAGUCAGUACCUUACCAUGUCUUCCCCUUUCUCUUUCCUCUACAGAAGUUCGCAUAUAUUGCGCUCUUUGGCUUCAUAAACAUCUGGACUAUUUUCAUCCACGACGGAGAGUACGUUGCAAACUCGCCUGUGAUCAAUGGCGCUGCUUGCCAUACCAUGCACCAUCUCUACUUCAACUACAAUUACGGCCAAUUCACCACACUCUGGGACAGACUGGGUGGCAGCUACCGAAAACCGAACGAGGAGCUCUUCAAGAGAGAGACAAAGAUGGCCGCCGCCGAGUGGAACAGACAAGCUAAAGAGAUGGAGAGAAUACAGAAAGAGGUUGAGGGUGACGAUGAUAGACGAUAUCUGGGUGAGGAUGAGGUUAAAAAGGUGCAGUGA